CUUCCAAGUCGUACGGUACCUGGCGUGGCAGGGCAUGCCGGACAGGCGCGGUCAGAACAAGCACAGGCUGCGAGAGUGUUUGAAUCGACUGCUGGUCAGACGACAUGUCCAUUCUGACGUAUUGCUUGAGCAAUGCUGCUACACGUUGCUGUGCGGUGCGACGCGUGAAACGCUGCGGAAGUCGCAGGGCGACCCGUGUCCGCCUGUUGCGCGCAUUCCGAAUAUUCCGCGAUGCCCCAUCAAUGCGCGGACCCUUUCAAUUCGGAAUCACCUCUUAUAUAAACCGAUGGCCAUUUAUUCCCAAAUCUCACUGCUCAAAUAGACUAUCCCGUUGUGCAGGGCACUCCAGACUCUCGGAUGACACAAGAUGACAAGCUUGUCGUGCCCGAGUCAUCAAGAACAAAGCCCGGCGAGGCUGGCGAGACAGGCUCAAUUCGGCCGCUGCCAGAGCUAGACUUUUGCUGGCAAGAUGUCUGCUUCACCAAGUCGGGCAAGAAAGCUCCAGUCCAGAUCCUCAAGGAUGUCUCUGGACGCGUCAGAUCAGGCGAGAUGCUUGCUAUCAUGGGACCCAGUGGUGCCGGCAAGACCAGUUUACUCGAUUGCCUGGCUGGACGCGCCAAUGGACAGACUACUGGCAAGAUCAUGCUCAAUGGGCAUACCUCGUACGAUAGAGCACAGCUCACGACCUACGUCGAACAAGACGAUGCGUUGCUAGGCGUCUUGACCGUCGCAGAGACUUGUUCUUUCGCCGCUCGAUUGGCUUCACCGAGCCCGAUUGGCAAACAUGAGUUGGAUAGACUCAUCAGCGACACCCUUGCCUCUGUCGGGCUUUCCCAUGUCGCUGGCAACCAGAUCGGCACGCCCAUCCAGCGAGGUCUGUCCGGUGGACAGAAACGUCGCACCACGCUUGCUGCAAGCAUGGUAACGCGUCCUGCCGUGCUCUUCCUCGAUGAGCCCACUUCGGGCCUCGACAGCACGUCGAGCAGCGAGGUACUCCAGGCUGUGAGACGUGCUUGUCGUGCUCAGGGCACAAUCGUCAUCGCCACGAUCCACCAGCCCUCGUGGGAAUCGCUCUCGCUCUUUGACAAUCUCCUGCUACUCUCGUCGGGCAAGACGAUGUACAACGGUGAAGUGUCUGGAUUGCCCGAUUAUCUUGCUGAGCUCGGUCAUUCGCUGCCUCCGUACGCCAACCCUGUCGAUCUGGCAAUGGACCUCAUCAAUACUGACUUUGGCACCGAGGAUCGCAAUGCGGCGAUCGCCAUGACGCAGCUAUCUCAGUCACGCAAAAUUGCUCACGAGGAGGUGCCCGUAACGGCCUUGCCCGAGACAACUCAUGGCCACCGUCAGACGUAUCUCUGUCAGCCGUUGAGAACGACAGGCCUGCUCAUGCAGCGUCAGAUGGUCAAUUAUUCGCGCAACAUCCUCGCAUACGGCAUUCGACUUGCCAUGUUCGCUGGCAUGGGCGCUAUGCUCGCUCUCAUCUGGAUCCGACUCGGUACAGACAGUGGCAAGAUUCAGGACCGACUCUCGGUCUCCUUCUUUAGUGUCGCUUUCCUGUCGUUCAUGUCUGUCAGUGGUGUGCCUAGCUUUCUCGAGGAACGAUCGGUCUUCAUGCGCGAAAGAGGCAAUGGCCUGUACAAAUCAUCCCACUUUGUCCUUGCGACUUCGAUCGUGACAAUCCCUUUCAUCUUUGCUUGCUCGCUUUUAUUCACCAUUAUCAUCUAUUUCUCCAUCGGACUCCACCCUGGCGCCGGUCACUUCUUCCAGUGGUUUGCUCUUCUCUUUCUUGCCAUCUAUGUCGCCGAAAGUCAGGUCUUGAUCAUCAGUGCAGCCUUUCCGAUCUUCGUUGUCGCUCUGGCACUGUCGGCCUUUCUCAACGGCUUUUGGAUGGCAGUCCAAGGCUACUUCAUUCUGGCGAAGAAUCUGCCCAGGUUUUGGUACUACUCUUUCCAUUUCAUGGACUACGAAAACUUUGCCUUUUCGGCAAUGGUCAAGAGCGAUCUCGAAGGCGUAACGUUUACCUGUCCCGGCUCAAUCGCGGACGGAAGCUGUCUCUGUCCGUAUCCAUCCUCGCUCAUUCCUCUCGGGCAAUGUGCAGUCUCGGGCGAUGAUGUGCUCAAAUCACUGCAACUCGAUGGUAUCUCCAUCAGGUUCUACGCUGCCGUUCUUGUCAUCAUCAUCGUCAUCUACCGUCUACUAUUCUGGGGUGCGCUGGCGCUACGACGCCGUUGAUCGUCCUGCCAGACGCAGCCAUCUGCUCAUACUUGGUGGUCAGCUUACCGCUGCAGCAUGUAGAAUAGCACCCCUGUAUCAGGCUCAGAGCGUAUACAAUGUUGUGACAGACUUGUACCCCUCUCAUAUAUGUCGACACGAUGCGAUA
Mixia osmundae IAM 14324 is the source of this 2380-nucleotide messenger RNA. RefSeq lists its product as uncharacterized. The transcript is spliced from 3 exons. NCBI's taxonomy places the organism in Eukaryota, Fungi, Basidiomycota, Mixiomycetes, Mixiales, Mixiaceae. The record is from RefSeq and is a predicted model, not a curated record. Gene Ontology annotation, molecular function: ABC-type transporter activity; ATP hydrolysis activity; ATP binding. Gene Ontology annotation, cellular component: membrane. Bases 358 to 2232 code for a protein of 624 amino acids.